UCCCCUCAGCAGACCAAAGACUGUCCCUUCGUCUGCAUCCCACAUUACAUGAGGACGUUUUGAGCCGCAGUGGUCCUUCGUGUGAAACAGAGCUAGAGAACACAUACAGCUGCCAGACCCUUUCAAUUCAGAUCUGUCCCACAAUGCUUUGGACCUUUGGACUGUUGCUGUUCCUCGCUUGGCAUGUCAAAGGAAGGAGCGCUGGACUUGAUGUGAACUUGGAGCUGAAGGAGGAGGCAGCGGUUCUUGCUGAUCCCGAAGCGGCGUUUCGCGGGUUGACCCCGUCCACCAAAACUAUGGCGUUUGACCUGUUGAAACGUCGAUCCAAGAGGUCGGUGUAUCUUCACUCUGGGGUGAGAAUCUGUCCUCGGGAGAGCAUUGGCGAGGUUCUGGCCAGUUUUCAGGAGUACUACCAGCUCAGAGUGUGCCAGGAGGCUGUUUGGGAGGCCUACAGGAUCUUUUUGGACAGGAUUCCUGGGACCAUGGAGUACCAGAGAUGGGUUCAAGUGUGCCAGCAGGAGUCACUGUGCAUCUCCAACAUUGCUAGAAACUUCAGUGGCUCCGAGGAGCACCUGAACCUGAUCCGCAGGAGGAUGAAGCGCCUGAGAGACGAGAGUCUGCCAUCACGAGAUCACGUAACUCAAGCUGAUGUCAUUCCCAACGGUCCAGAAGUUCAGACCUCUACCAUAGUCCUGGACUUGUCCACUUCCCCUUCUAGCUCUACUCCUGGUGAUGAGUGGACCACCAAGGAUGAGGACUUGGACAUUCCUAACGUCGUCCCUGAAAGUCUGGCACAGCAGAUGGUGGAGUUUAGCAUCGACUUGGUAGAUCCAGGAUACCGAGAGCUGCUGGAUGACCCUGACUCGCCUCAGUACAUAGACCUGGCCCACCACCUUCAGGACCAGAUGCAGCACGUUUUCGACAAACUUCCGGGAUUUCAAAGCAUCCGUGUGCUACGGAUCAGCGAGACGCAGGACGCCGGCGGAGUUGGCGGCAUAACGGUCUACUACUCCCUCGUCUUUGAAAAGCCCUCCUUGAAAAUCAGCCCUGAGACAGCUGGAGCAGUUCCAACAGCGUCACCAGACUCCAAACUUUGGGAGAUGGUAAGAAAAGCUCUACGAGAGGACGCGUCCCUUCCGGUGGACUUGGAUUCUUUGAACUUUGACCCAGUGGCCGUCCUGCCGGCACGGACGUCGUCCUCCUCGACAGGCGUUGAUGGGGAGGACAGUGAACCAGACUCCCACAACGAAUUUGAAGUAUUUACUGAUGAUACAGAGUUGGCGAAAGUCGUCCCUGCGCUGGCCCUCAGCCCCUCAGAGAAGGAGAAUGACCUGGUCACAUUACUGGAUCCCUCGGAAGAGGACUUAUUGUUUGCACCAGAAGCACAGGAUCCAUCCAACCAAGAAGAGGAGGAGCUGAUUAUUUCUCAUAAGAUUGAAAGCGUCCAUCAUACUGAAACUGGCGAACUCAUUCGAGACUACACGCCAACCCCUCCUACCAUCGUGGAUGAAGACACUUUGGAUCAGCUUACAACCCCCGCACACACUUGGUCCAUGACUUCGCCUGCUGAUGACCAACCUUCAGACUCUGACCUCACCAUCACCACCACAGGCCAGAGGCCUACUGACUCCACAGAGCUUGUCCAGCUGGAGACAGAUUCCCUGCCUGGCUUAAGAGUCCCCGUUGGCGACAUCAUAGGGUUAGAGCCUGAAUCAGAAGAGGCACAGAAAGAGUUAACGGGGGAACCUGCUCAAGAAGUCCAGCAAGAGAAUUCCCAAUAUGAAGUGACUGAUUUUUACAUGCCAGAUGAAGAGAUGAUGUCAGAAAACCAAGAAGUUGUACCACAAUCACAAGACAUGGUUUUUGAGGUCGCUGGAACGGAAAACAAAGAACCUAAAGGGUUAAAGCCACAAGACUUGGCACUAGAAGAACAGUCCGAUGACAUGCUUGAACAAAAAGAAAAGAUUGAAAAGGCACCUGAGCAAAUAGAAGAAGGUACAGAGGAAGUAGCAAAGAUGCAAGAGGCAGAAGGACAAACUGAAGCUUCACAUCCAGAUAAACAACACAUCAAACAUCAAAACCCUGGACCUGAUGCUUCAGAGGACACAAUAUCUACUUCUCUGGAAAAAGAAACAUUCACUGGUGUUUCAGAAGAACUCCUUCCUGAUGUUCAAGAAGAAACAUUGCCUGGUAUUUCAGAAGAACUCCUUCCUGAUGCUCUAGAGGAAAUCGGACCUGGUGUUUCAGAAGAACUCCUUCCUGAUGCUCUAGAGAAAACAUUACCUGGUGUUUCAGAAGAACUCCUUCCUGAUGUUCAAGAGGAAAUUCUACCUGGUGUUUCAGAAGAACUCCUUCCUGAUGCUCUAGAGGAAACAUUACCUGGUGUUUCAGAAGAACUCCUUCCUGAUGUUCAAGAGGAAAUCGUACCUGGUGUUUCAGAAGAACUCCUUCCUGAUGUUCAAGAGGAAACCGUACCUGGUGUUUCAGAAGAACUCCUUCCUGAUGUUCAAGAGGGAACAUUACUUGAUGUUUCAGAAAAACACCUGCCUGAUUUUCUCGAUUCUUCUGAUGUUUCCUCAGUUCCUACAGGUUCCAAAACAAUUGAGGAUAACAUGAUUGAUGUUACAAAACUAGUUGAAGAAGUCGUCGCUGUGGUUCCAAAGGAGGAAGUAGAAGUUUUUGAGGCAACAACUCCGGUGUCUCAAGCGGAAUCAGAGACCAAUGUAAAGGAAGUGAAUGAAACAGCAGAUGAAGUUGGUGUGGAAACAGAGCUAAACACGCCCGAUAUUGUUUCAAAACAUAGCGAAGGUGGGCUAGAGGAACCACAUCUAGGGGAUAAUUCACAAGAGUCCAUGCGAGUGGAUGUAUUUAAAAAACGUUAUCCUGAGGACAUCUCAGAAGCAGAGGAAGACAGACAAGAUAUUCUUGAGGCAGAACCAAAAUAUAUAGGUGGCAAUUCAGACUCAUUCGAAUCAUCAGAACCAGGAGACAUUGUGAUCAGUCUGUCAACACCAGAAGGUGUUCCAGAACCAGCAGCUGAAUCGAUUAAGGUCUUUUCCCACUUUGAGGCUGAAGAAGAUGAUCUUUUCAAGGAGAACACUGGUGAGGUUGUUCCGGAGUUCCCUCGAUAUGUCAGACCAGAGGACAAUAUGCCUGUAACUCCCAACGCGGUUCAGCCAGGCGAGGAGGUGGAAGGUAAACUGGAACAUCCGCUUAUUGAGGACUCUUCUGAUGGUGCGGACACUGACGCGACCAGAGAAUCACCUGAAACUUCCAACCCAGAAGACAUGACACUGCCAGAGGGAGGUGCCACAUUAGAGGAGACUGAAGAAGAACUUUUACAGCCAGGAGACACCAAUGUGAUAGCAGCACCGCCAGUGACAUCUGCUGCUGGACUCUCGUCUCAUGGCCCGACUGUAGACUUUGGACUUUUUGAGGUGGCAGAGGUCCCUGGACAAAAUGAACCCUCUGUCACCGUUAUUGACGAAGACCUGAAAUCGGCUGAAAAGCAAACUAGCCGACCAACAGUAGUGGAUGAGGCUGUAAGGGACCUGGCGGAGGAACUGGACCAAGCUGACCCGAUAACCACUGAGUCACCAGAUGAGGGAAGCGGCUUAGUUGAGCAACACGCGUCAGUAAGUGUCACGGCCCCGCCCCCUGUUAAAUACCUGACUACUCCCACAAUGACGACAGCCAGCCAUGGUCGGGAGCUGGUGGUCUUCUUUAGCCUGCGUGUCACCAAUAUGGACUUCUCCAUGGACCUCUUUAACAAGACGUCACCGGAGUACAGGUCCCUGGAGAACACCUUCCUUAAUGUGCUGCUGCCGUACCUGCAGGCCAAUCUAACGGGCUUUAAAAACUUGGAGAUUCUGAACUUUCGGGAAGGCAGCGUGGUGGUCAACAGCCGCAUGAAGCUGGCCAAAUCAGUGCCCUACAACAUCACCAAGGCAGUUCACUGUGUCCUGGAGGAGUUCUGCUCGGCUGCCGCCAAACGCCUGCACAUACACAUUGACAGCCGCUCUCUGGACGUGGAACCAGCCGACCAGGCCGACCCAUGCAAGUUCCUGGCCUGCGACCCCUGGUCCCGCUGCAUACUCGACCGCCACUCCCUCGAGGCCCAAUGCCAUUGCAAGCCGGGCUUUCUGUCCGUGGACAGCCUUCCUUGUCAGAGCGUCUGCGACCUGCAGCCUGACCGCUGUGGGCCUGCCGCUGAAUGUCAUGUGGAUCCCGGACACGGCGCCGUGUGCAGAUCCAAAGGCAGCAAGCAGUUGGUGGGCGCUUCGGUUAUGUGAUGACCCCAGAAUGUAGGAGUCAGCUGAUCCACAAGACUUCUUCAUUUUUCCACGUGUUGUUUUGUGUCCCGCAGACAUCCAACCGAAACAAUCCUCAUCUCCAGUGAAGUCUCUUUUCUAUCGUUUGUCAAAUCUUUCACAACGAACUGUUGUCCUCUGGAGGUGUUGCAGUCGUUUUGAGGCCA
This is a messenger RNA of Nerophis lumbriciformis (worm pipefish), 4477 nucleotides long. RefSeq names its product interphotoreceptor matrix proteoglycan 1-like. The record is from RefSeq and is a predicted model, not a curated record. Gene Ontology annotation, biological process: visual perception. Lineage: Eukaryota; Metazoa; Chordata; Actinopteri; Syngnathiformes; Syngnathidae.